AUGUCCGACGACAAUACCCGUCGCCACUGGCACGGAACCCCCGGCGACCGUUACGAGCAUCUGAAUGUCUGGAUGAACGGCGGUGCCAAGAGCCCUAGUGGUCGUGCUGCAUGGGCAAUGCCCAUCACUGAUAGAAGGGACUCCAACACCUCCACCUCCUCAAACAAAGGAACCGAAGGCACCGCACCCAAUCCUCCAACCCUGGGUGAGCGUCGCCGCAGCUCAGCCGGCUCUGCCAACGGUCUCUUCUCAAACUUGCACACACAGAAGCGUGAAUCUACAAACCCGGAUAUGGCUACCCGCCGCGCGAGCUGGAAUGAGCAGGCUGCUAAGGGCGGUAUGUUCUCGAAGUGGUGGGAUGGAUACACCCGGGGCGGUGACAACAAGUAG
Molecule: messenger RNA, 390 nt
Organism: Penicillium robsamsonii
Lineage: Eukaryota; Fungi; Ascomycota; Eurotiomycetes; Eurotiales; Aspergillaceae
Exons: 2
Coding region: 1-390 (129 amino acids)
Source: RefSeq, a predicted model, not a curated record